GAUAAGUGUGCAGAGAAUGGAAAGAAUAAUGAGCGAGAAUGUCUAAAAGACUGUAAGGGUACAUUCAUCGUCAAAAUAACUGCAGAAAAUAAAGAACUAGAAAUUCCUGCCGUAAAAGGAGGGCAUUCUGGUGGCAAGACCGGAAAAGCUGAAAAUUUUGGUGCAAUAAAGAAAAACAUUUGCGAAGACGAACAAGUCAGCAGUGCAAGCAAAACGAGUGAAGCUAAUAAAUUGAAGACUAAUAAGGCAACCGUGGAGAAGACUGAGAAAAUCACAGAGAAUACACAAGAACAUGUGUGUGGAAGGAAGGAUGAUGAGUUGGCAAAUAACAAACACGAUAGAAGAAACGAAACACAAAAGGAAUUUGAAGUUGGUUAUGAUUUGGAAAAUUGUUCAAGCAAGGAAGAGUCAAGACCAACAAACAAAGGAAGCAACAGUGGAAGAUGUACUGUCUUAAACGACCAUUCCUCAUGUCACACAUCUUUUGCGAAGAUAAAGUCAGAUGGUUCGACCUUUGAAGGUCAUCAAAUAGAAGAUAAAACAGGAAAAGUUUCCGAAACAGUUCCAUCGCAAAAAGCGAACAUUAAGCCAGAAGCGGACCAAACAAGUGUACAUCAAAAAGUCGAAAAUCAGAAGAAAUCUACAGAGCGACAUUCUCGUCCGCAAAGAGAGAAAGACGAAGACAACAUUAUGUCUAAUAUCUCAGCCGAUCCUUCUCGGCGCACUUCAUCACGUUUAGCAACGUUACAUAACUGGCAUAAAACUCCGCCUCAGGAUAAAGAAAGAAAUGUGCCGAGACGAGAUGCAAAGUUCGCGGAGAAAAUGAAGUUAAAAGUGAGUGAAAACGCUAAUACGAGAUUACGAAGUCGAGCUGUGAUUAAACAACCUGGUCACGAGAAUCGCUACACGAAAGGUCGUCAAACUAGAAGGAAAUAA
Messenger RNA from Paramuricea clavata, 936 nucleotides. Lineage: Eukaryota; Metazoa; Cnidaria; Anthozoa; Malacalcyonacea; Plexauridae. The record is from the annotation of a GenBank genome assembly.